Molecule: messenger RNA, 552 nt
Organism: Aspergillus luchuensis
Lineage: Eukaryota; Fungi; Ascomycota; Eurotiomycetes; Eurotiales; Aspergillaceae
Exons: 1
Coding region: 1-552 (183 amino acids)
Source: RefSeq, a predicted model, not a curated record
AUGGUUACGUUCUAUAGUAUGGGGGUGCUGCUCUGGGUGCUGUCCAGCCUGACUUGUCAGUCAUCACGGAUCUUUCACGGGGGCAAAACUGCAUCUUGGGGGAAAUUUCAGAUGGCAGGCACUAUGGCCCUGAUCUAUACUAUGGCCGUUCCUAGUAUCGCUGCGGCGUAUCAGCAGCAAACCUACCUCCGCUCUGUCUACCUUUCCGGCUUGACCAGCCUGGCCAUCAGCAAGAUCAGCGGAACCCUCGCUCAGACCUCAGACGCGUCGAUGGCACGGAGCAGCUUUCGCUGGGAUUGCCUCUGGCUUGGGUUUUGGGCAUUGGUACCAUCAGUCCAUGCGCUGCAGACACAGGAAAGACCACCACCGUUGACCAUUAAUCUCGUCCGGAUUGCUACGUGGAAUUUGUUGGCGGCGGCCGGCUGUGCUGCGCAGAUACCCGAGCGGUUGGGGGUGGUGGGACACUGGCAUCCGAGCCUCUACGCGAUGCAUCUCGUCUUAGUGUGGAGCAGCAUCUCGUAUGCCCAAGGGGUCUGGGAUAUGGUACUCUGA